UGAACAUCAACAGAAAGUCAACAUCAGAAGCUCAAGACGGCGCGGGCGCUGAACACAUCAACGGGCUCUACAACUUGUUCGGGGGUUGCUUGGUUCGAUCAGAAAUACAAUUGGAAAGCUUAUUUCAGUAGCGACAUCCGCUAUUCAUUACACACGGCAUACGAGCAUCAUCAGACAUUCACCGAUUAGGCACCUAUCUCUUUCAUCCGCCUUGCUCACUCAUCGAAACCACACCGGCGACAAUCUGUACACCACUUUCACAUAAAGAAACAUCCUUCACCAUGUCCGAAGACCCAAACACCACCUUCCUCCCCGAAGACAGGGACGACGCCACAGACUGGCUCAACUCCCUCCUCAACAAAAACCUCCGAGUCUCCGUGACUGACGGCCGCAUGUUCUGGGGCCAGUUCAAGUGCGUUGAUGCCGAAAGCAACAUAAUCCUCCACUCAGCCUACGAAUACCGCUUCCCCACCUCUUCUCAAGUGGCCGCCGCCGUCACUUCCUCUUCUGUUACCCCCACCCCCACCGGCACGACAAUCACCUCCUCCUCUGCACUCUCUGCACCUUCAGACUCAGACCCUUCCGCAACUCCCCAAGAGGCCUACGAGAGCGCCACCUCCACCUCCUCCUCCUCAGGAAAAGUAAAAGUCGACCUUACCUCCCGCCAUUUAGGGUUGGUCGUCAUUCCAGGACAGUAUAUCACCAAGAUCGAGCUAGAGGAGUUUGCAAGUCAGGUCCGGGCGCGGAACAGGGGGUUCGGACAGGGGUUUCAUCCGGGGUGGAGAGACGGGGGGAUUUCCUAGGCGGAUAGUUCCAGAGUGAAUCGGGGGAGGUUUCGGGGAGUGAGGACGACGAUGAUGAUGAUGAUGAUGGGGACGAUGACGACGACGAGGAGGGUGAAGAGGGUGAGGACGGAUAUUCA
This is a messenger RNA of Neurospora hispaniola, 922 nucleotides long. RefSeq lists its product as uncharacterized. The coding region runs from base 282 to 803 and encodes 173 amino acids. Lineage: Eukaryota; Fungi; Ascomycota; Sordariomycetes; Sordariales; Sordariaceae. Gene Ontology annotation, cellular component: NatC complex. The transcript has 2 exons. The record is from RefSeq and is a predicted model, not a curated record.